This is a messenger RNA of Xenopus tropicalis (tropical clawed frog), 2377 nucleotides long. RefSeq names its product mal, T cell differentiation protein 2 (gene mal2). The record is from RefSeq and is marked provisional. Gene Ontology annotation, cellular component: membrane. Lineage: Eukaryota; Metazoa; Chordata; Amphibia; Anura; Pipidae.
GACACAGAGAGAGCAAGCAUGGCGGAAUCAGGAGUCCCUCCAGUGCCCAGCCCUGCGGCCAUGUCCUACCCAACAGCCUCUAUGAACCUGCCAACGGGCACAGAAGUGCUCAGGACAUACUCUGGAGCCUUCAUCUGUCUGGAAAUUAUAUUCGGGGCACUUGUAUGGAUCUUAGUGGCAGCCUCGAAUGUCCCGGUCCCCGUAGUCCAAGGAUGGGUCAUGUUUGUGUCAGUGACGGCAUUCGCGUGCUCGCUCCUCCUGCUCUUGGUCUUCCUCACCGGCUUUGUCCAUAUGAUUCCGACCAACUGGAAUUUUGUGGACCUCGCUUACCACUUGACCGCAUUUGUAUUCUAUUUUGGAGCCUUCGUCCUUGAAGCUGCAGUGACCUCUCUAGCAAAUCUGAUGCGGAAGGAAAACUCGACUGUCAUACACCUUGAUAAUCGCAUGCUUGGGCUGAACGUGGCUGCCACGAUAUUUGCUUUUACGGUUACCGUUUGUUAUGGCUGCAGCAUGGUCCUAGGUUUUCGGCGAUGGAGGUCUUAAGCCGCUAGAAGACCAGGCAGACACCUUAUCUGAAACUGGUGCAAGUUAAUGGAUGUUAAGAGAAAGAACUGUAAUCUAGAACGUUUCAACGAAGAGAUCAGUCAAGGAAGACUUACUGGAAGAAUGAGAUCCAGAUAUCAGCAGAAGGAGAAACAAAGAGAAAGCCUCCUUCUAACAUUCAAUGUGCAUGGAUUUGCGGCUGUAAGAUCCUGCUGCAAUAUUCAAGUAAAAAAACAGACCAACAAGAAGCCUGGUUUAAGCAUUUAUAUCUGGUUAAGCAGCAAUGACAAUAUUAUACAAGGCCUUCAGCACAGUCUAGAGGUCUUAAAUUAUUUAAAAUCAUCAUAAUAUCAAUUUUGGGACCUACAACCAAACAGCCAUGAAGAAGAUAUUGCAAUAAUUCUAAGGUUUGCAAUGUUUGCCAAAGAAAUACUAUUAUGCGCCAUCACCGCCCUGCUAUUUGUUAUACUGAAGCUACAGCCAAUAAUAAGAAGACUAAAGUACACAGAAGAAUGUGUUCCAAUAUUGCCGGCUAAAAAUUUGUCUUAGGGGCAUUCUGGAUAUUUUGUUGCCCGGGCAAUUUCUGAGCUGGAGAGCAGGCAACAACAAUCUCAGAAUCACUCCCCAUUCACUAAGAUGGCAAUCAGUUGGACUCAAAGGAACCUCAAGUCACAGAUUUUGCCAAACUGAAGAACAGGAGGGUGAGGGGUGUAGAUGGUUGGUCAGAGGUUUUCACAAAAAAAGGCUUGGAUUGGAAGAAUUCAGAUGGGUUCAUAGCUAUCCAGCAUUAAAUUUAGUGCUAUAUUUCAUGGGAACAAUAGGUCAGGUUAAGCAUCUGAUGAAGUGAUGAAUAACUACUAGCUCAAAUGGCUACUCAUAAUCCAUAGUCAUCAGUGUUUUCUUAGAUUUGCCCCAGCUCAAUACUUGGAAUAGCUGAAACUUGCACUUGUAUGAUGUCUUUGGUUGCAACAAACCCCCUGUAUUAUUUCAAUGCCCAAGAGCCAACACUUGGAUCUGUAAAAUUGUACCAGCUUUAGUAUUUUACCUCUUUAGUUUAGGGAUAAUUUUGGCUGGACUGGUCUGGAUCCAGAUGUACUGUAUAAGGUUUCUUUAUUAUACAUCAAACUCUGGAUAACUGUGAAUCCUUCUGUAAAAAACAAAAGAGAGCCAUGAUGCGCAUUAAGAGUUGAAGUAACUAGUGAUCCUACCCUAAAAACCGCUCAAUUGCUUCCUGGAUUCAGAAUUUCCCUUUGCAACACUCUCCAACAAUAAGAUUAGAAAAUUACAUUUGAUUAUUUUGAAAUAAUUGCAUUGUCUUUGUACAGAAUUCUAGAACAAAGACAUCUAUUUCUAGUUGUUGAUAUGCUGUGAGUCCGAUGGAACAUUCCUAAAGCCAUGGUCACAUAACUACAAAUGUAUCUAAUGGCCCUUGUACUUGCACUUGUUUGUAACUGUCUCGGCAUCUUAAACAUUAAUAAGCCUCACAGCACAGCAUUCACGACUCUUUGUCCAACAACUCAGGAGUCAUUUGUUCCAACAGGUAAAUUAUAUAUUAAGCUUUAUCAACAGAUCAUGUUUCCUUUACAUGACUUUUACUUUAACCUCUGUAAAAGUUUUAUGGCAGGGCUACCAAAACCUGGGCUAUGGGCCGUUUGGCAUUAAGCACAUUAAGCUGUAGGCUAGACAGGCCAGACCAAGUGCAGUUGUAGAACAGAAUGAAUGUGAUGCAUUAAAAGCCUACCUAUUUGCAUUGUAAUGGUAAUUCUUUUAAAAACAUUGUUUUGUGUUUGAAAUAUCCAGUAUAUUUUAUAGGAAGACUCGGUGCAUUUUACAA